This is a messenger RNA of Paramuricea clavata, 5784 nucleotides long. The record is from the annotation of a GenBank genome assembly. Lineage: Eukaryota; Metazoa; Cnidaria; Anthozoa; Malacalcyonacea; Plexauridae.
UUUUGGAAGCAUAUUAUCUAUUUUUAUCCUGACGUAUUCUCGUGACUCGGACGCGCCAAAGACAAACAGGUUAUUCCCACGUUUUUUAGCCAAUCAGAAUGUAGGAUUUCAAUUCCGGUUGGAUAAUAUCGGCAAUUACGCAUGCGUAGUACAAUGUUUACGUUCAAACCGGUUUUCCCCUGACAAUGUUGUUUUGAAAAUGAGAUUGAUCUUUGAUUUCACACAAAAGAUUAAUUUCAGACGUAGAAGAAUAGGCAGGAAGAAGCCCUUGCAGAACGGUAAUUGUAGUCGUAAACGCUGUAUACCGUUAAAUCCGUAAAGAUUGAAUAAUCGCCGAAAGUCCUGAAAGAUUUCACGCAUUAAACCGUGAAAAUUUGGCGUGAUUCAAGCCGAAGGGAGCGCAAGUUGUUGACAGAUAUUUACAGUAAAUUUUUGUACACACGCCAAGAAAUCGUUUGCGAUCUCAGAUUUUCACAUGGUUUUAAACAAUGCAAUCGAUUCUAAGGAAGACGGAGCAGAUAUUCCGAAAAGGUUUGUGAUUUUCAGGGCUUUUAUGUUAAAAUAUUGUAGAGAUUUUUGAAAUUGCGUGUCGCGCAAAUUAACAUCAAGAGAUGUCAAACAGAUUAGGUUUGGGCCCGUUUAUGGUCCUGUCGUCUGUAAAUCAUUGUUUAAAGUAUAAACUCAGCUAAAUAGCGAGCGCAUGGAGAAAUAAACGCAGCAUUUAUGCAGAAUAUUCAGAUGUAAAUAGUUGUUAAAUGUUUAAAAGCAAGUAAAUGGACACUAACUUUUAAUUAUAUUUUGCUAAAAGCGCGACUGUCUGGGAAUUUGACACUAGCAAGCAUUAGGAAAGUAUAAAAUGCGUAACCAAAUGUGCAUUGUUUACAUUGGGUAGUGAUGUUUGCGGUGAAACGUUUGCAAAAACAACAUGUUUAUGGUCAAAAGUGAAAACAAGAUAUUUGAUUCUGUGCGUAUGUCACGUAUUUGUAUGGUAUUGUGUAUCAGAUGCUACUAAGUUAAUAUGUUAAUAUUAACAAGAAGUUAAUACUCGUAUUAAAUUUCUAUUUGUAUCCUAGCUUUGUUAUACUUAAUAGUGUAUACAAGGGAGAACCUCGGCAAGGAAUUGCACUUCACAUUGCAAACCUUAGAGUAUACUUGUAUAUACUUGAUGAAACCAACUUCAACAUAGUCAGUUUGUGUAGUCCGUGUUUAUUUGUUGCCUAAGUUGCACUGUCAAGACGAUACAAUGUUGACGAUGUAAUGUUGACGAUGUAGCAUAUAGUUGGGAGCAUAAAGGCCGGUUUCCAUUGCAGUCGUUUUGCCCGUGCGGGCGGAGCAGGCUUUGAAAAUCUGCUGAUGCGGGCAUGACGGACGUAAAAAACAAUACAUGCUUCGCCCGCGCAGGCAAAGCGAACGUUAAUGGAAAACAGCCUUUUAGGCAUAUUAUGGUUUAACAACUUUGUUAUUUUACGUUGUCUAAUGGCAGACAGUUCUACCCCACACCAGGAAAAUGUUAGCGUUAACAUGUUAACUAGACUAUCUGCCCCACUGGCAGAUCUAGUUUCUUUUGCAAGGAGGGGUGCAGGUUUUCCAUGGGGUGGUGCAUGAGGGAGCCUUACUGCCCACUCUCCUCUGCAGUCUGCAAUGCUACUAUCCCAACAUCAUUAUUUGAGAUGGCCGAAGUAAUUGGUUUAGCUUACAAACUUCUAACAUGUAAGAAUCUUUUUUCAGCAAAGGCAUGGAAAAUACAGUGAACAAUCCAGAAGAGAAUCCCAGUCUAGCUUCAAAAAUGUCAGAUAAUUCAUCAGAAGCAGACUUUGCACCUCAAACUGUCGUAACCUGGAUGAUGGUGUCAGUUGCUGUUGGUUUGUUGACCAUUUACACCAUGAUACAAUUGAUAUCUAACAAAUUAACACAAGUAAGUACAAUGAUCUGUGAAAAGAUCCACAUACUGUACUCAAGAUACAGAUAUUAGAUAGCAAAGAUUUACAAUGUCGACAUCAGCUGGGAUGCCCAGGCUGAGCAGAGAACUUAGGACUACAACAUCUUUCUAUUCUAUGAUGUCAAAUAUCUAGGAUGGCAAGUGGAAGUAAACUGGUAAUAUUUUUUGAAGUGCGCAUGUUGUCUCUCUCAAUUGCUCGUCAUCCUCCAAACAUCGACAAUGUCACAACAAGAGUUUUGCUGUUGUCAUUACAAGAGCAUAACAAACAAUAAUGAAUUAAUGAGUCUCUUUAAAAUUCAUUUUCAAAAAGAUGUAAAUAUUUAUAGUUUAUUUGUUUAGGACGUCCUAGUCCCAGUCCUCUACUCAGCCCUAACGCCCUAGCUGACGUCAUCUAUCUAUUAUGUACAUAUCAUAAAUAAUGCUAGCUUCUGGAUAAUUAUAUAAAAAAAAUACCAUUAAAAAACAUUUUCCCUUGAAAAGUAAAGUAUCUAAGGUGAAGAAUUAGUAAAAUAAUAAAAGACUGUGAACUCAAAACUAGUUGAUAUUUUUAACUAAUUGGUAUUUUUACUACUCAAUUUUUACAAAGAGAAGAAAUCAUUACCGAUACGAUACCGUCGGUACACAAUGUAAGAAAACAUUACACAAUGGUUGAACAAUCUUUUUAUUAAUAUAGGAAAUUGAGCAUGGUAAGAAAACAGAGGGACAAGUUAACCAACAACACAAAAACACAACAGACCUCUCAAACCACACAGGUGGCAAGCACAAUGCCACAGAUUCUGACAAUGAUUUGGAAACACCCAAAGAAAAUGGGAAUCAAUCUGAUAAUAUUUAUAAAGGUAGUAAGAAAACGGGAGAGAGUGACGGUGAUUUGUUACACAAAAAUUUGACGAGUCCUGAAGAUGAUACAUUAAAUGCAGAGAAGAGUGACUUCGAUACUUCUGAGAAUGUGGAAGAAUUAGAGAAUGAUGGUAGUUGUGUGGAACGUACUGAAUGUACAGAAUGUCAAAGUAAUGGUCACGCGACGUCCAUUCACAUGGGAGCAGGGUUUUCUGGUAAUGUGAGCAUAAGAACAGAAGCUUCUACAGAAAACGGAGAUCUUGUAUGUUGCAAAAUAGAUUCCAACACUGCAGAGAAUGUACCAAACUGCCGAAGCGCAGCAACAUUAGAGAAUUGCAAUGUAAACCACAUCGCUCCUGUGACAGUGAACUAUUUACAAACCAAAUGUUUCUCGUGCAAUGCUGAAAUACCCCGAAAUACUGAAGCACCAACUCAUCCAGUGAAACAAAUUCCAGGCUCCAAUAAACUUCUUGACACUACAGAACUAUCGGAAGAUCUCGCCGGCGCGAAACUAGAUGACGAGAUCCCUACAGAAAACAAGAUUGAAAGUCCAGUUAACCAUCCACCCUGCACCAUUGCGUGUAUGCAAACCACUGUGAAAAGUUUAAGCUGUGUUACACGCAAUGACGUACCAGAAUUAUCAUUACAACUUCACUUGUCAGACUGGAAUAAACCAAACGAAAUUUCACAGUCACGUUUCCACGCACACUUUGGUUUGGAAGACAAUUUAAAUCCAUGUCAAAUACAAGACAACCAAAUUAACAAAGCUGAAAUGCCAUUUGAUGCAGAGAAUAUUGACUUACUCCACACUACACAAUCAAAUGUCUGCACUGAAAAUAAAGCCGCCACAAAAACAGUAUCGGAUUCUUUAAGCUUUUUGGCAGGUCAUCACUCGCCUCAGGAAACAAUAGAUGGCGCAAUCUUCUCAAAAAACUCUUCUCAAGAUGAAUUCAUGUUUCCGCAAGAUAAUGCAACUGCAACAGAAGCGCAGUUUACAACCACAGAGGAACCGGAAACACCAAGAUCCAGAUAUCUCAGGUAUAUCCGAGAUGACCCGGCCCUUUCAAAGUCUUUGGAUUCACAAAUGGAAAUUUUGAAGAAAGGAUGUAAACUUCUUGAGAAAAAACCAGCUAAAAGUGCGCUAAGAACUUCAGGAUCCGAAGAAUGUUUGGUAAGUCAGGAAAAGUUUCUUUGUGUAAUUUACAAAAAUAUGAGAAACCAUUAUAAUGGUUUGUGGUAACACUCCCAGAUUUACAGUCUACAGUCUUUUUUGUCGUGAAUAAUCUUUUAAAUACAAUCUGUAUUCUCACUACCUUUUCAAACCUGAAUCUACUUUUGAUGUCAAUCGAAUGCGCACUUGGAAGAUUUAUUGUUCCAAGUGUCGUUCCUACAACCCAACUUGUUGCUCUUAUUAAUAGGUUAAUUUCAUGGACGUUUCAUGUUAAUAUUUGUUCAAAUAUAUCAGUUACCGGUGGUAAUGUGUGUUCGUGUCUUUAAAUAUAUGUCAUAACUAUUGCUGUCUUUCUUGGGCUUGUUCUUAAUAUGGGAUUCUUCUCCUGAUGACAAAACCAAUUCAACCUUAUUUUUCCUUCAUCUAAGUAUCUACUCUUAAAUUUAAUAUCUCUUUUGUUUGUGAUGUUACUCUGAGUGUGCAUCCACACAGGGUCUUAGCUAGAGGGAUUAAUUAAAUAAGGCCGUGUAGGUUCAUAAAAUAAGGUGUUACUGCUUACAACAGACAGCAUUUCUUCCCAUUUUCGUUGUAAGAAAGUUUCUAAAAUCUACUGUAAUUGAUCAAAUUGGAAAAAGUGAUCUGUGAUGUUUUAAUGUUUUGAUGGAUGAUGGGAACCAUAUGGUAUUAUAUAAAAUGGUUUUAAAUACCCCCAAGAGUUGCUGAAAAAACUUAAUAUUUUAAUGUCAGUACGCAAUGUGAGCGUAGCCUUGUAUUUGGUUGCAAAGCCUACAACAACCACAGGCAUUGUCUGUUGUUGGCGAGCAUAACUAGAAAUACGCACACCCAGGUCAUUUAGAAACACGCCCAAGAUCUAAAAUCCUAGCUAAGACCCUGCAUCCACAUCAGGCAAGCUGAAAAGUUUGCCUGACCACUGUGGGAAUCGAAUCCGCGACCUUUGGGAUACUAGAUAAAAAAAUCUUAAUAUCUAUUUGUUCAUGCAUGUAUAAAAAUCUUUUUUAACUUUAUUGGAAAUAUUAACAAUAACAAUAAAAGGUAUUGCCCAAAAGGAAAAGUGCGAACGAGUCAGAAAAAAGCCCAUGCGAGGCACUUCCCUUAUAAACUUUACAAUUAUAUUUACAUUACACUAUAAAUUAUAGUUGAGGUGAAGCUCGAUUUGCGCAUACCCACAAAACAACCCAAAAGGUUGUAUAAUAAAUAAAUACAAAGUCUUUUUCGUCACGUAAUUUUACAGUAAAACCAGUCAACGUAGUACUUAUAAUAAUGUUUUGAUUUUUUUUUAGAAAAAAUUCGUACAUUUUCCACCAGACAUUCGUAACAUUCGCAAGGUGCAUAAAUACGACAGUUUUGACGAAAGUUGCUUUGAUGUUGAAGAUUCUGCAAGCAACGCAGAGAAACAACGAACACAAAGUCAAAGUUUUGACAUUUUUUUGAGGAAAUGAAGUGGAAAUGUAUUGAAUGAAAACUUCCUCUCCGAAAGGAAUGUAUUUUGGUGUCGGACGAGUCUUGAAACUGAAAAUUAAAUAGCUUGUCUGUACUGUAGUGAAUACUGCUGUUAUAGAAGCUUUGUAUAUGACUAUAUUUUCAAUGUGAGUUAUAAUUAUUUUUUUGAGGUGGACGAAAUUUAUACUGUUGUUACAUUUGGAUAUAAUAAUUAAUAUAUAGUUUUGUAUAUUUUAUCAAUAUCAGUAUAUUCUGUAAGAUUGUAAAUUUGUUGAAAGCGGCUCAAAGCUUAACAAUGGCGUUUAUGCCAAUUAUGUUAAUUUUUCGGUAUAAAAUUAUUUGGUAAAAUUAAAACGUUUCUAUUUUUCAUCUGAAA